UCUUCUCGCCUUUGGCGCCAUUGCUUAGAAUGCCCGAGCGCGGGAAAUUUCAUUCAGUCUGGACCGCGCGAGGUAUGCUGUCGUAUUACUGAGAGUAUAAGCGCAGUUACCGGGCAGCGUUGUCAGACUCCGAGGCCUGGUCUCCCGUCUGUGCCCGGGCUCCUCCGUAGACGCUCCGGCUUGGUGAUCGCUGCUGGUCUCUGUGGCCCCUCACACAAUGGCUGUGUCCCUGCAGAGGAUCCAGGAAGAGCUCGGUCUCUUCGGCGUCGUCGUGGACCUGGAGGAUGAAGACCUGUCAGAGAAGUUGGUGGAACUUUGUUCUGUUCAUCGGUUCAAUGAAGAAAAGUUGGUGGAAGAGUGGAUGGCUUUCACUGCGACCAGGAGUUUACCUCUCACUGUUGGCAAUCUCUGUGCUUUGGAUCAUGAAGUUCUCAGCAGAAAAAAUUCAAAACGUCCAAAUUUGAAAAAAGAAAAACAUUGUGGCAGCCGGGACAUUAACAGCAUUCAGGAGCUUAUUGAGGUGGAGACUGAAGAGGAAAAUCUCCUAGAUUCAUACUCUACUCCUUCAAAAGGAUCCCAAAAACGCAAUUUAUCAACACCAGAGAAUCCACAAUCAAAACGUGUUCCUGCCAUAAAUCGGAGCCCCCAUCUUCUCUUUUCACCAGCCAGCUUCUCACCCAGUGCCACCCCAUCACAGAAGUACAGCUCUCGCUCAAACCGUGGUGAAGUGGUGACCUCUUUCGGAGGAGUACAAGGAACUUCAUGGAGUGGUGGGAAUGGCACACAAACGAAAGUAGAACUCAUAACCCUAGAAGAGGAGGAGUCACUGACCAAAUCAUACAAGUACAUGUUCCAGAAGUUGACGGACAUCAGAGAUGCGGUGGCAAGUAAAAUUGAAGAGCUUGGCGAAGCCCUGAAGAAUUAUUUCCAUAUUGAAGAGUUUACAGCUGUCUCUUUUCCAGCUCAGGAGACUGUCACCGUGCUUGGCCAGAUUGGCUGUGACAGCAAUGGGAAAUUGAACUCUAAAUCUGUCGUUCUUGAGGGAGAUCGGGAGCAUUCAUCAGGAAUGCAGGUUCCAGUGGACUUGUCAGAAUUGAAGGAAUAUUCACUGUUUCCUGGACAGGUUGUAGUAAUGGAAGGGACAAACAGCACUGGAAGAAAAUUUGUUGCUUCAAAACUGUAUGAGGGAGUCCCACUUCCCUUCUAUCAGCCAAACAUUGAUUUUGAAGACUGCCCUCAACAGAUGAUAAUUGCAGCCUGUGGACCGUUCACCACAUCGGACACCAUCACUUAUGAUGCCCUAAAGGAUCUGGUGGAUGUUAUUAAUAGAGACCGUCCAGAUGUCUGCAUUCUGCUUGGCCCCUUUUUGGAUUCGAAACAUGAGCAGGUUGAGAGCUUGCAGCUGACGGUGACGUUUGAAGAGGUGUUUAAAUCUUGCCUGAAAAUGAUCAUUGAAGGAACACGGCCAUCUGGUUCCCAUUUGGUGUUUGUGCCAUCUGUCCGAGAUGUUCACCACGAUCCUGUCUACCCUCAGCCUCCUUUCAGCUGCUAUGAGACCGCUAAGGAAGAUAAACCGAGAGUGCACUUUGUGGCAGAUCCUUGCACCUUGUCUGUCAGUGGUGUAGCAGUGGGAUUUACAUCCACAGACUUGCUCUUUCACAUGGGUGCAGAGGAGAUCAGCAGUGGUAUUGCAGGAGCUCCAGACAGAUUUAGCCGAAUCCUCAAACAUAUCCUGAUUCAGCGGAGCUACUAUCCUUUAUAUCCUCCACAUGAAGAGAUUAACAUUGACUAUGAAGCACAUUAUAACUACGCAAUCAUGCCAGUCACUCCAGAUGUCUUUAUUAUCCCAUCAGAACUCCGCUUUUUCAUCAAGGAUAUCUCCGGCUGCAUCUGCAUUAAUCCAGGCCGUCUAACAAAAGGAAUGGUGGGAGGAACGUACGCCCGAUUUUUGGUGAAGAAGGAGAAGACUGGCACAGCAGAAAGGAAAUCUCCUUGUAUAUCUGCUCAAGUUGUUAAAAUUUAACAUAAAAUACAUCAGAAUAUUUUCAGAAAAUAGAGUUUAUUUUACUAAAACUGACUGGAUAAAUUAUAGGAAUGAAGUAUGUGCAUGGCCAGAAGAGAAGUCUGGUGUCUGACCCUCAAUAUACCAGACCAGGUGACCACAUGAUCGGAACAGAAAAUUGCGUGGGUCUUUGCAAGGGAUGAGAGAACCCGCAUGUCCUCUUCUUCCUGUGUUGUAUUGCAUGCAUGAGCUAUUCCACAUGUUGGCCCAGAGCUAAACGGUACCAGCAGGAGCUUCUCAUAGCGGCUGCUUUCCAUGCAUAGUGGAGGAGAUUUAUUAAGUGCAAGAGGAACAUUUGGCGAUAGAGGCCAGCUAGAAAAACAAAAUCUAGAAUCUCACCUUUUUUUGGCACUAGUUUUGAAAAAUCUCCCAUAAUGUGGGAGCGUUGUGUAUAAAGACUUUCCAAGAAAAAAAUUUGAUAGUCAUAGUGACCCGAAAUCGUCGUCUUUCCUUUCCUAUACACUUGAAUACGGCUUCUUGUAAUUACACCCGUUCACCGCUGCAAUGACGAGCAAGUAAACAAUGAAGUGAAGGCUGCGAUGGCAUGGCACGUGCCUUCUCUUCAACCAGCUGAUCGGCGGGGGUGCUGGGUGUCGAACCCCUGCCAAUCUGAUAACCCAUCCUGAGGAUAGCUCAUCAAUAAAAAUAACUUGGAGAAGCCCUUUAAGGGUACGGCAACACAGUUUUUUUUUGACCGAGGUUUUGAAACAGAUCUGCCUGCAGCUCUAUGUGACCGUACCCUAAGGCUCCCUUAGAUACUAUGGGCUUAAACCACCGUUCCAUGUUCCGGUCAUGUUAUCCGUCUGUAUUUUUUGUGUGUGCCAGGGCCUGACAGUAGGUUUAACUGACCUGAAAUCACAGCAUCCUAGAUAGAAAACUCACAACAUUAUAGGGAUCCGUCGGUGAAACUUGCGGUAAGGCCAUGACGGAUAACAUCACUAGGGAUGCACGGAUAACAUGACUAGGGAUGAGCAAACUUCAAAAUUUGAAGUUUUGGUAUA
Bufo bufo (common toad) is the source of this 3063-nucleotide messenger RNA. RefSeq names its product DNA polymerase alpha 2, accessory subunit (gene POLA2). Lineage: Eukaryota; Metazoa; Chordata; Amphibia; Anura; Bufonidae. Gene Ontology annotation, biological process: DNA replication initiation; DNA replication. The transcript is spliced from 19 exons. The record is from RefSeq and is a predicted model, not a curated record. Gene Ontology annotation, molecular function: DNA binding. Bases 218 to 2023 code for a protein of 601 amino acids. Gene Ontology annotation, cellular component: alpha DNA polymerase:primase complex.